Molecule: messenger RNA, 837 nt
Organism: Lactuca sativa (garden lettuce)
Lineage: Eukaryota; Viridiplantae; Streptophyta; Magnoliopsida; Asterales; Asteraceae
Source: RefSeq, a predicted model, not a curated record
AUGGAGGAAAUUGUCUUGUACAAGGAUCACAAUCUUAACCCUAAUUUGCUAGUUGUGACAACCACCACCCACACCUACCACCACACCCCACCCCCAUCCCUACCACCCACCACCUGCCACCACCAUGCACCCACCUUCACCACCCCCACCACCCAUCACCACCAUCAUAACCCGCCAGUACCACCACCACCACCUGCUACCACCACCACCACCCACCUAUCUCCACGAACCACCACAAUCCACCUACCCACCCGCCAAUCACCACCACCACCACCACCACCAUCACCACCACUACUCUUCACUACCACCAACCACCAUCACCACCACCACCUGCCACUACCACCUGCCACUAACAGCACCAAUAAGCAUCACCUGCCCCCACCACCCAUCGCCACCACCUACCACCAUCGCCCAUCAUCCACCAUCCACCUCCACCACCCACCGCCACUACCCAUCACCACCACCCUGCCACCAUCACCACUACCCGCCACCACCACCAACACCACCCAACAUCCAUCACCACCACUAUCAAUCACCAUCACAUGUCUCUACCACCUACCCAUCACCAUCACCUACCACCACCCAUCAUCACCAUCACCCCCUCACCAGCAACCAUCACCCACUAACACAACCACCCACCCACCACUUACUACCACCACCCAUCAUCGUUACCAACCAUCACCAACAUUACCACAUGCAAAUACCACUCUAUAUCACCUACCCAUCAAUACCACCACCACCAACCCACACACUACCCUUCACCACCACAACCACCCACCAACCAGAAUUACAAUAAACCAUUUAUCAUCCACGACCCCUAUUACCUAUCACCCAUGA